CGUCGACUCCAUCCCAGACCCCAUCAGGGCAUCCCGUCCUCCUCUCCUCACGCAGCGGACCCGCGCCUCUCCUCGUCGCGCUGCAGUAGUUCUGUUGUGUUGUUGUGUUGUUUUGGUUGUGUUUCCCGUCGGAAGCGUCGUGGCGCUCGAGCUUGUGGCGGUCCACCUCGAGUGGAGCGAGCGGUGUUGCCGCGCGCCUAUGAUCCCAGGCGGCGGAGCGGCGCGGCGGUGAAGCGCGGGAGGAGAGCGGUCGACAGGCGCGUCACUCCAGCCCAGGACGUUUGUUCCUCCGGGUCUCACCCGACCGGAGCCGUGCGGGACCGAGCGGGACCAUGUCUGCCCGGGAGAAAGCGACGGGCACCAAGGACAGCGUCAGCCUGCUGCCCUGCUUCUACUUUGUGGAGCUGCCCAUCCUGGUGUCCUCGGUGGUCAGCCUCUACUUCCUGGAGUGGACGGACGUGUUCAAACCGGUCAAGUCCGGCUUCACCUGCCACGACCGCAGCCUGAGUCUCCCGUUCGUGGAGCCCACCCACGAGGUGGUCCCCCUGCUGAUGCUGCUCAGCCUGGCCUUCGCCGGCCCCGCCAUCACGAUCAUGCUAGGAGAGGGCUUCCUCUUCUGCUGCUUCUCUCGGAAGAAGAGCGGCGCCGGGGGCGAGGCCAACAUCAACGCCGCCGGAUGCAACUUCAACUCCUUCAUCCGCCGGGUGGUCCGCUUCGUGGGUGUCUUGGCGUUCGGCCUGUGCGCCACGGCGCUGAUCACCGACGUGCUGCAGCUGAUGACGGGCUACCCGGCGCCCUACUUCCUGACGGUGUGUAAGCCCAACUACACGGCGCUCAGCGUGUCCUGCGAGCAGAACCCCUUCGUCAUGGCCGACAUCUGCUCCGGCACCAACAUGGCCGCCAUCCUGCAGGGCAGAAAGUCCUUCCCGUCCCAACACGCCACUCUGGCCUCCUUCGCCGCGGUCUACGUCUCGAUGUACUUCAACAGCACGCUGACCGACUCGUCCAAGCUGCUCAAGCCUCUGCUGGUCUUCUCCUUCAUCAUGUGUGGCAUCAUCUGCGGCCUGACCCGGAUCAUCCAGUACAAGAACCACGCCAUCGACGUCUACCUGGGCUUCCUGCUGGGCGGAGCCAUCGCCGUGUACCUGGGCCUGUUUGCGGUGGGGAACUUCCAGCCGAGCGAGGAGGCGGGCGGCCCCCGUCCGGGCCCCCCCGUGCAGCUGGCCCCGCGGCCCCCCUGCUCCCUGCCCCACAUCAGCCAGGAGGCGGUGCUGCACCACCUCCAGAUGAAGGCCAGCCUGGCAGCGGAGGCGGGCCUCCCCACGUCCCACUCCGAGGGCCUGCUCCACCGCAGCCUCCAGCAGCAGCAGAGGCUGGCCGAGGCCGGGCGGGGGGCCGAGGGCGACCUCGUGUCCUCCUGCGGGCCCCUGGACCGCGGCGCCUACAUGACCUUCAGCCAGACGCUGCCGCGCGUCCACACGCCCCAGGCCAUCGCCGCCUACGAGGAGGCGGCCCGGCGCCACGCCGCCACGCUGCACCACGCCUCCCUGGACUCCAGCCGCUCCAAGCAGCUGCUGUCCCAGUGGAAGAGCCGCAAGGUCACCCUGCAGGUCCCCGGGGACCCUUGCUCCCCGGGGGGCGGGGGCGCCCCGCCGCCCCACCACCACGGCAGCAUGGAGCUGCCCUCGGGGGCCGCGCUGGGGGGGCCGAACGGGGGCUUCGACGGCGGCAGCUCCCUGCACCAGUACAUGGCCAAGCUGGCCCCCGGCGCCAGCACCACACUGCCCGGCAACUGCAGCGGCAUCACCGGGGGCGCCCGCGUGGCCAUGCAGGCCCGGCCCGGCUCCUCGCAGCUGGUGCACAUCCCCGAGGAGGCCCUGGAGAACUACCACCACUCGUCCCCGCGGAGCGGCGAGGACCCGGCGGCGGCGCACAGCGCGGCGCACGCCAACUGGCAGAUGGCGGCCGAGGCCUGCAGGACGAGCGCCAACGGGCCCGGGGGCCCGCCCCCGCGGAUCAUGCAGGUCAUCGCCAUGUCCAAGCAGCAGGGCCUGCUGCAGACCCACUCCAAGAGCCUGGACGAGGGCAGCGUCACGGGGGGUGGCUGCCAGGCGGCCGCCCGCUACAGGGCCCUGCUGGAUCAGGACGCCGUCAGCAUGACCGGGGUUAGCAUGAGCGGGGUUAGCAUGAGCGGGGUUAGCAUGAGCGGGGUUAGCAUGAGCGGGCACGGCUCGCUGGGCAGCACCCCGGGGAGCGUCUCCGGGAGCACGGGCGCCAUCGUCAGGGUGGAGGCCCACCCGGAGAGCGGCCGGCCGGUGAUCCAGCCCCCCUCCACCGACGGCUCCUGGAAGUGGCGGUCCCUUGACCACGGCACCGGGGGUCCCUGCCCCCCCGGAGGGCCCGGUCCUGGGGGUCCCGGUCUCGGGGGUCCGGGGGGUCCCGGGGGUGUAGAGAGCCUGAGGCAGUCCUUUGAGCUCAACGACCUCAACAGAGACUCGGAGGGCUCCGAGCCGCCACGGGACGGCUCCAUGGACAGGAGGCGGGCCGACCACGGCGUCGCCAUGAGCCCGCCCCCCCCCCUGGUGACGGUGCACACCCAGAGCGCCGGCAGCCAGGUGGAGCAUCGGCCCAACCCACACUGCCUCUCCACCAUCCGGGUCACGCCCGGCGACGGAGGUGGAGGUGGAGGAGGCGGUGGGGAGUCGACCUCCGACAUCCCCUCGGUCUGCUCCAGCCGGGACUCCACCCUGCGCAGGAAAGCGAACAACAUCAUCCUGAUCCCGGAGAGGGCGAACAGCCCGGAUAACGCCCGGAACGUCUUCUACAAAGGAACGUCGAUGACCCCCACCUUCAAGGAGUGAAGAGGAGGAGCUCCCUUCCUCUAAGGAGAUGGAAACAUUGUGGGGGGAGGAAACGUGAUCAGCUGAGGGGCGGAGAUAGGAGCUUCUAGCGGGUGUCUGAGCCAACACAGUGCUACCUAGAUUACUUUAGUGCCAAAAGAAAAUCUCUUACUUCAGCAUGAGAAUCUGGACGUAGUUGAAACCAAUGCAAAAAUCCUUUGGCGCGUUGGGAAAAUAAUCACUGUGUACCUUUCUGUUGUGGGUACCUCGUGCAGAAGGUUUAGCAAUGGUAGGGAGGACAGGGAAACAUUUGUAGAAUACUUUUUUGUACAUAUUUUAUCGCAAAAAUGGUCAUGAUCUGAUUAGCACUUAAAAGUUAAACUGUAGCAAACUAUUGCAAAUAGAUCACACUGUAGCUGUCAAAACAGAGCUUUUUUACCCGGCAAAUACUGUACAUUUUAAACAAUUAUAACUGAUCAUAUAUAAUAUAUUGUACAAUUUGAAUACAUAAAAUAUUUUACAAAGAGUACAGAAUGAAUAUAUAGUGAAAUGUUUUGUACUUUCUUGUAUUUAAAGAUGCCACCUAUUCCAGAGCAAAGCCCUGUUCAAACCAUAAGUGUGCUUAGCGUUCCCUGUAGCACUAAGGUCAUGUGACCUGCACUAAAAAACACCUUUACCUGCAUCCUUUGACCUCAGCGUGUCCCGACCCCCACACUAGUGGUGCACAUUGUUCCCCGUCUUAGCAGCACAAAGCACACAAAACCACUACACAUAUAUACAUAUAUGUAUAUACUUAUAUGCAUAUGUGUAAAGUUAUACGCUACACAGCCAUGAGACACAGGAACACUUGGAAGUAAAUGAAUGCAAUCUGAAAUAGACUGGUGCCAAAUACCAACUAGUAUUCUAUCUUGUAAUUAUCAUUUUCUUUACUGCUAUUUUAAACAGAUGCAUUAUUCAGCCUCUAUUUGGCGCCCGGCCCAAAACAGGAUCAGCAUAUAGUCAAAGUGGAGCGAUGCACAGUCAGAGGCCAAUGUAGCGGGCUGGAGCUCUUCUACUGCGUAAAGGACUCGAGUCCGUUCUUCAUUCGCUUGGUUCGACACUAGUUCUCCGUGAGUCCUGACACGACAUUGAGCAUCUGUCAUUAGUCUCCAGACGUUCUGUAGAACCUUUUCCAAAAAGCACCAAGUUCAGAAAAUGUCCUUAAACGGUAUUAACAUCAGCAGGCAAUAUGACUCAUUUGAGUGGAAGCAUUAGUUCCAUUAUCGCAUGUUGCUGAAAGCUCACUGAUCUUCAAAGAGCUCUCCUCUUUGACUGAGUCCCCCAACCUCCCGGACCCCCAGUCCCCUUGAGACCGCUGGUGAAUUACCACGCUGGAGACAGAAGAUGAACUCUUUGCUCUGACUCACAUGUGGGUGACGCUCUGUGACCUUUAGGGAUUUAAACCUGCACUAUCUCACUUUUCUACCGCAACAAUUUACUCCAUUAAAAAAACCGGACCUUGAAAGUUCCUCAACAAUAGAACUAGAGAUCAACCAGGGAAUCCAUCCAGGGAAUUCUUCUCAAACGGUUAGUCCCGGUCCCCCUAGGUCCACUAGUCCUCUGGUCUCUUAGUCCAGUACUCCCCUGGUCAACUGGUAUUUACUUUUAUUGACUUACUUUAUUUGGGAUUCUACAUGAUGUACAGACCUAAAUGUUAUAAAACCCUGUUGUACACUAUGAGACCCCGGACAGGGUUAUUCUGCUUAUACCUCAUUUACCAAAAAGUAUUAGAUAUGUUACUUUUGUCUAUAAUGUUAUGGUUUUUUAUGACAUAAUCAGCUACAAUUUAAAUAUUCUUGUUCGGUGCUUUGAGCAUUUUGUUUUGGGGGUGAAUAGUUGUACUGAGUGAUGUAAAAGGGGCAUUGAUCUGAGCUGUUAAAGGCUGAGGUUCGGUCAUGAAACUAAUGCAAACCCCUGGGGGCAUUGGAUUCUCUAGAAACAGGGGUACAGAACCAGGGGCCUGUUUUCCGCCCGUAGCUACGGCUCAAACCACCAGAGACUGGGUGGACAUAGUGCAGGUUUAUCUGACCUUCAUGAAACCCAUUCCAACAUGACCAGACAUAGCUCCAUAUCAGAAGUGCUCACGGGAACGCAGCCUUAGUUGAUUAGUUGUUCUAUUCUAGAACAUAAAAUAAAAGCUUAAAAUAAGCUUAGAAAACGACUUCCAUUGAUUCUCACUGUGCCAACCUUUGAAUACUCGAGUCUAUUGCCAAAGCAAGCGAUCCUCACAGAAUACAGCAGCUGAACCUGCAGAUGUAUUUUUCUGUAUUUGAUAUAGCAAGCCUGCAUUACAUUGUCAUUGACUGAGUCGCCCCCACACACUUUGUGACUUUGCAUGGCCACAUUUAUAUAUUGUGUAUCACUGGAAUAUUGUAAACAUGAAGUGAAGUUUCUUUUCACUUUAUAGUUAAAAAAUAGACAAUAUUUUUUCUUCUUUUUGUUACCCGGUUACUCCUUGUUCAUUUUGUUGGUCAAAUGAAGUGAUAGAGGUGCUCUUGGUUUAAAUGGACAAUAUCCACGGUUUACACGAUGUGACCAGGAAAAGGCUGCAUGAAUCACACAGUCACAAAGGAUUUAUGUUUUAGAUUAAAAGAAAGGUAUGCAGUCAUAGAUUGUUUUAAUACUUAACCUUUCGAGCAAAUCGCAUGUUGUUAGGAAGAAGGUAAAUACAUGGUACCUUAAGGCCAAAGCCUUUACUGUCAGACUUGCAACUGUUGCUUCUUCAACUAGUUAACUAAACCAGUGGACUAAUAGCACUGGUAGUAAAUCGGUCAUUAGACAUGCAUCACUGAAGUACAACAUCUCUCCUAACAUAGGCCUGUCCUAACGUAGGCUUACGUACAAAUUCAAAGACACCAUGGACUGCAGAGAUAGUCCAAAUCCAAGAUUUGUGGAUUUGUUCCGUUUUCUAUCCACAGAUAUAACAACAGUCGUUAGUAAUUCCAUGUUUCGUUAUGACAUUCCCAGGACUAUUCUUGGUCAUGCCCGUUACAAUCUUAACGCCAGAAUCCAGACCUGUUGAUUCCCAGCCUUAACCGUCCUUAAAGCCCUUCUGAUGACAUAAGGAUCAAAUCCAGCUGACAAGCACAUCAGUUUUGAGGCUAACAAAAUAUAAUAUGAUGAAUAUGUAGAAGACGCUGUUUUUAAUUAUGUGUGUUCCAUCUCAAACUGUCCCGAAAAGCCUGUGAAAUCCAAAAGUGUAUGAUGUGACAGGAGUAGAAUCUAGUCUUACUGGUUAGCACUGUGAGUGGGUCCUCUCUGCAUGUG
Messenger RNA from Gadus chalcogrammus (walleye pollock), 6146 nucleotides. RefSeq names its product phospholipid phosphatase-related protein type 4-like. The transcript is spliced from 7 exons. Gene Ontology annotation, molecular function: phosphatidate phosphatase activity. Gene Ontology annotation, biological process: phospholipid metabolic process; signal transduction; phospholipid dephosphorylation. The record is from RefSeq and is a predicted model, not a curated record. The coding region runs from base 333 to 2861 and encodes 842 amino acids. Lineage: Eukaryota; Metazoa; Chordata; Actinopteri; Gadiformes; Gadidae.